AUGACGAGGAGAAUUACAAAGUCUGAAAUAUCUUCCACCAGUAAAUAUCUUCAGGUAAAGGAAAUGGAUUCUUCUGCUGGGAAGAGAUCAGCAGCUAAACUUAUAUCGCCAGCUGUAAAAAAUGCAAGUAAAUUCGCUACAAUAAUGGACGAUUGGGAGACAUUAAUUUCUCAGUCUUAUAUAUCUGAAUCACAAGAGAAAUUGAUCCUGAAUAAGAAAUCGAAAGAUGAUGCGGAUUGUGAAACUUCGAUUCAUGAAAUGGACAAUGUAACAUUUCCUCUUCCUCAUGAAGCAACUAAAAAUGAUCAAGUUGAAGCUGAUAAACUUCUUCAAAUCAACACAAACAAUCAAAUAUUCGUCACGUGGCUACAUCCUCGAAUUGCUUUUCACAAAAAUUCUCUGCAUGUGUCAAAAGUUUCAUCACAAAAUACAACUCGGUUUUCAAAGAUCUCGAGAGUGAAAGCUCAUCACCGAAUGAAUAAAGAUUUUACUCGAACACUUUCAACUUGUUGA
Molecule: messenger RNA, 513 nt
Organism: Clunio marinus
Lineage: Eukaryota; Metazoa; Arthropoda; Insecta; Diptera; Chironomidae
Source: the annotation of a GenBank genome assembly